This is a messenger RNA of Ceratosolen solmsi marchali, 3749 nucleotides long. RefSeq lists its product as uncharacterized. Gene Ontology annotation, molecular function: protein binding. Gene Ontology annotation, cellular component: plasma membrane. The record is from RefSeq and is a predicted model, not a curated record. NCBI's taxonomy places the organism in Eukaryota, Metazoa, Arthropoda, Insecta, Hymenoptera, Agaonidae.
UGCCCAUCGGGCUCCCGCUGGCGGACGAAGCGACGCCAGCGGCUCCGAGUCGGUCUAUCGAUCGCGGCGAGGCGAGCGCGAGGUGGACGCGGACGCCGACGCGGACCCCUACGUCGACCUCGACAUCGAGGAGGCGCACCUCGUGGGGGGCAUCCUAGGGCGCGCAUGCGCGCCGAUCCCCGGUACUGGCGGGGCCCGGGCCCCGACCCCGAGGCCGACCCCGACGCCCGGGCGAUGCACUAGCCGGCCCUAUGACGGCCAGCCGGCGGUUGAUCUUGGCGGUCGCGACCCUGGCCCUGAUCGCGGGUCGCGCCCCGGUGCUCGGGGCCGUGCCCGGCUGCAAGCCCAGCGAACACAGGUGCGGGACCUCGGGCCUCUGCGUCGCCCAGGACAGGUUCUGCGACGGGGAGAACGACUGCGAGGACAAGAGCGACGAGCCCGUCUACUGCACCCCCUGCAAUCGCACCCUCUACGGGGAUGUGGGCCGGACCUACGAGCUCCAAGUCCGUCGGCCACGGGAGGAUCGUCUGCCCUUCCUCUGCCAACUCAACUUCACCGCGGCCGGCCAGGAACUCGGCGAUCUUGUGCAGCUAACCUUCGACACCUUCACCGUCGGCCGCUUUUUAUCCUUCACCUCGGAUGGCUGCCCCGACGGCUACAUGACGAUUAACGAGGAGGACAGACCAGCGACCGGAGGACAGUGGUGCGGUAGCGCCUGGGGUUACACCGUCUACUACAGCGAGACCCGUUCCAUCAACUUGACCCUCUACCUCUCCCGGUUGUCCGGUCAGGGCAACGACUACAACUUUGACUUCAAGCUGUCGUACAAGUUUUUAAAGCGCAGCGAGGCACAUCUGAGGUACGGCAACAGCAGCAUGAGCACAUGGCGCGGGGAGUUGGUCAAUGCCACUUACUGUGAUCGCGUUUUUACAAGGUGCGAUACUCGAGCUUGCCGCCUCCAGUCGCCCAACUACCCCGGUGUGUAUCCGCGCAACGUCACCUGCUACUACAGGGUCGAGCAAAAGCGAGCACCCCCGGGUCACCGGGCUCUCCUCGCGGUUAGCCAGCGCAAUAGCCACAAAAUACACAUCAAGGAUCAGGUCAACAAGUACGAUACGAGCCAGCGAACCCUGAGGGUCUGGGAUCAAUGCAAUGUCGUGCAGGACUACCUGACCGUGUACGACGGGGGUUCGACGAAUGACCGCGUCCUGGUGAGACUGUGCGGCGGUGAUGCUGUACCGGACAUCGUCGGCAGCCGUGACACGAUGCUCCUCGAAUUCCACACCUCGCCCUACGACAAUCCCUUUCAUCCCGUACCGCUCUCGUUUCUGCCCGGAUUUGAGCUAGAAGUCCAGGUGAUCUUCGUAGACGAACGCUCGUCCCCGAGCUUCGUCGUAAAGGAUAAGCAGAAGUGCGACUUCUAUAUAACGAGCUACGAGAGCCCGUCGGGCAUCCUCGAGAAUCCGAAGCACUCGCUGCCGCCCAACACGACCUGCCGCUACCACUUCCAGGGUAAGCCCGGCGAGAUCGUCUGGCUGGCGUUCGUCAAGUAUUACGCGGCUACGAGCGAACCGGUGAACAACCUCGCGGUCACGGCCGAUGACGCCGCCACCGAAUGCAACGUGCGGCUCCUGAUCUGGAACGGUGAGCGAAACAAGUCAGGAUGGCUGGAGGCACCGGAGACGAUGGCCGACGACAGGCUACCGGCCGCCACCCGGGAGAAUGCCACGCUCAUGGGCGAGUUCUGCAAGGAGGAGAUCCCGCGGCUCUGCGAUCACAGCCUCCUGCGGAACGGCAGUCGACAUACGCGGCCGUGCAGCAUGGCCGAGAGCUACGUGUCGACGGGCCGCCAUCUGACCCUCGAGCACGUGCUUCGUCAAGGGAGCGCUCUCUACCCGGUCAGCUUCGUCCUGCGCUACGAGUUCGUCAGAGAGCCGAGUUCCUGCAACCGGCUAUUCCUGGCUCCGAGUGCGCCCGGCGCCACCGAGGUGCGGCCCUUUGGUUCGCCUCGAAGCGUCUUCUUCUACGGCCGGGGCGGCGCCGCCAAUCUCAGCUGUGUCUAUAGGUUCGAGGUAGGGCCCGACAAGAGGCUCGAGCUCGCCAUCACCAGGGCCUCCUUCGCUGGGAGGAGCUGCCGCUCCAGCAUCGAUCCACUUGUCAACAGGUGGGCCUGCGAGAGGCCGGCCAAUCCUCAACACGAACCCGAUGAGGGCCUAGCGGAGCUUCGCCUCACCGAGUACCCGUGGAAGGGUGUACGGCUUCCUCGCGACUGCCUCUGCUCGAAUCUGAGCGAACGGCUGGUCUUCCAGAGUCUCUCCUCGGCCCAGCUCGAGCUAAGUUUCGUGGUGCGACGCAUGAACGUCACCCAGGACUACACGGAUUUCUUCUUCGAGGGUGAGUACAGGUUCGUACCCGCGGCAACAGCAUCAGCAGCAGCAGCAGCAGCAGCGACAUCGCAGCAACAGACGCCCGGGCAGGGAGUCGCGCCAGUGCCGACUUGUCACGGCUCCUCCCACUCCCUCUCGGACUCACCCCGUCUUAGCAGACUCGAGGAUCGUCGUCUGCGCGGCACCAGCGGCGAAAUCUCACUGAGGAGUCCACCCCUGCCGCCUGCCGCCUCCGUCGCCCCCCAGAGCCCGGAUCAGGUGGAGGCGUCGCAGUUGGAGGGAGGCUCUCGGAGAGAACGACUCAAUGGCUUGGAAACGGUUAACGAGAGCCUCGCGGUCUCGGGCCCGCCGGUCCAGGAGCUGGGCGCAGUCUCGCCGACACAACGAGCGGUGAUCGCGAAUUCCGGCGAAGUGACACGGUGCGUUAACGAGCCCUGGCUGAUAGAGCCCGAGGACGCGACGAUGCACUUCCUCUACCUCAAGACGCCGGGCUUCCGGCUGAACCAGCGCAACAUCGCCGAGUGUCCGACCCGCAACCGUAUUAUCGUCUACCCGGCGUCGAACGCCCUCGAGCGGACGAUCGUCUGCCCGGCCGAGGGUAAUAGGACCGGGCGUCACGCUCACGGUCCCGACUCCCCGAGGAUCGUCGAGCUCGUCUCCGGUGGCUGGAACCGCACAGGCAACAUCGUCCUCCAAGCGGCCGACGGCUCGCCCCAAUCGCAGCAACAGCAGCAACACUCUCGAAGCUUUGUCGUCGAAUUCCUCCAGCAGGAGCCCGGAUACUACGUCGUCACCUGGAUGGCUAUUUCCAAGAGAAUGCUAUCCGGACCAGGGGAUAGCUUCUUCGGUGGAGCCCUUGGACCGUCGAGCCCCGACUGCCCUUACAGAUGCCCGGAACUGGAGGCCUGCAUCAGCUCGUUACUCUGGUGCGACGGGGUACGUCAUUGUCCGUCGGGUUUCGACGAGCGCGAGGAGAACUGCUCGUACCGCUUCGGGGUGACUUUACUCUACGUGGCCAUCGGGGCCGGGGCCCUCGGUAUCUUUCUCAUCCUCCUUCUGGCCACGGGAUGCCUCAAGUACUGCCUAUACAGGCGCCGGCGAUUCCAGCGCCGACAGCUGCAGAAGAAAAUGUCCCCUCAGCAUGCUAGCGCGGAGGAGCACCAGCGUCUGCAGAAGAAGAAGGUGCAGGUACUGAGCGUGAACCACCUGAGCAGCCCGAGCAAUAACAGCGCAGUCAGGAACAACGGCACCCUCGACGCUCGUCACCAGCAGCCACGAUACGCCAAUGCAGCGUUCGCUCGAAUUGGCCGCUACGAUCCACGUCCACAGACACAACAGGAGCAGCAGCAGCAGCAGCAAUGA